UGCUGUCGUUACCGUUCAGGCUCAGAACUACGAAGCAGGGGGCCGCACAAAACAAAGCACUUUUUGUAUCACGGAGCAUUCGCGUUGCCUUUUUGGUGUCUUGCCAAAUAGAGGGGGAUUAACUGAAAACACCGUUUACAAGGCAUUUUCCCCCCACCAUUUACAGGCCAGUGACCGCAGCUCAGUGGUUAUGUUUGGGGUUGGCAGUCAGUAAAGUGCAGGUGGACAGUCCACUGCUUGGUUGCUUGUGGUAACUCUCUGCCAUGCCUUUCCCCUUUGGAAAGUCCCACAAGUCACCGGCGGACAUUGUCAAGAACCUUAAGGACAGCAUGACUGUGCUUGAGAAGCAUGACAUCUCUGACAAAAAGGCUGAAAAGGCAACUGAGGAGGUGUCAAAGAGCUUGGUAGCCAUGAAGGAGAUCCUGUAUGGGACAAAUGAAAAAGAACCCCAGACAGAGGCAGUAGCUCAGCUGGCCCAGGAGCUCUACAACAGUGGUUUGCUCAGCACGUUGAUUGCAGACCUGCAGCUCAUCGACUUUGAGGGUAAGAAAGAUGUGGCUCAGAUCUUCAACAACAUCCUGAGGCGUCAGAUUGGCACUCGGACACCAACGGUGGAGUACCUCUGCACCCAGCAGAACAUACUCUUCAUGUUGCUUAAAGGGUAUGAGUCUCCAGAGAUUGCCCUAAACUGCGGGAUCAUGUUGAGGGAGUGCAUCCGACAUGAACCACUGGCCAAAAUCACUCUGUGUUCAGAGCAGUUCUACGACUUCUUCAGAUACGUGGAGAUGUCCACGUUUGACAUUGCAUCCGAUGCAUUUGCUACUUUCAAAGACCUCCUCACGAGACACAAACUACUGAGUGCAGAGUUUCUGGAGCAGCAUUAUGACAGAUUCUUCAGCGAAUAUGAGAAGUUGCUGCACUCGGAGAACUAUGUGACAAAACGACAAUCCCUCAAGUUACUGGGGGAGUUGCUUCUUGACCGGCACAAUUUCACCAUUAUGACAAAAUACAUCAGCAAGCCAGAGAAUCUCAAACUAAUGAUGAAUCUGCUGCGAGACAAGAGCCGCAACAUCCAGUUUGAGGCUUUCCACGUAUUUAAGGUGUUUGUGGCCAAUCCCAACAAAACUCAGCCCAUCUUGGACAUUCUGCUGAAGAACCAGACCAAACUCAUUGAGUUUCUCAGCAAGUUUCAGAAUGACAGAACGGAGGAUGAACAAUUCAAUGAUGAAAAGACAUACCUGGUCAAGCAGAUCAGGGACCUGAAGAGGCCUGCUCCUCAGGAGGCCUGAGCACAAGUGCAGGUUUUGGGGGCGGGGGAAAACCACCAGGACAAUGUCUGGGCGAGUUCCAGACUACAUCUGCAAAACUGACCCAUCGCCAACUGCUGUUCUGGUUUCUGAGCAAAAAUCGAGGAAGCAAAUGACAAACCAACUUAACCGUAUCAGCCCAUCAGGAAGUCGCCUGCUUCGCUGUGAACAUUUGAUUUGUCUUUCUUUACUCAGUCUUUCUUUCCUCAUACAGAAUAAGAGUAAAUAAUAGAUGCUGCUGCUUUCUUGCACAUUAAGACGUAAAGUAUAAUGCGUCCAUCACACAGUGACAGAACAUGUCCACCACAUUUAACACGAGACAGAUGCACAACAAAUGAUGAGACAGACACGUAUAUACAUGC
This is a messenger RNA of Thalassophryne amazonica, 1669 nucleotides long. RefSeq names its product calcium binding protein 39 (gene cab39). Gene Ontology annotation, molecular function: protein serine/threonine kinase activator activity. Bases 264 to 1289 code for a protein of 341 amino acids. Gene Ontology annotation, biological process: intracellular signal transduction. The record is from RefSeq and is a predicted model, not a curated record. The transcript has 10 exons. Lineage: Eukaryota; Metazoa; Chordata; Actinopteri; Batrachoidiformes; Batrachoididae.